Messenger RNA from Effrenium voratum, 3400 nucleotides. The record is from the annotation of a GenBank genome assembly. NCBI's taxonomy places the organism in Eukaryota, Dinophyceae, Suessiales, Symbiodiniaceae.
GCCAGAUCUUAGCCAUCUGUGGACAGGCAUCGGGUUUCAGAAGGACCUUCGAGCCGGCCGAUGUCAGUCUUCGAGCCUGUGACGCUGCCUGCUGAGCUGAAGGCGGAGAUCCGUCAGCUUGCAGAGGAGCUCGGCCUCAAGGUGGCUGCGGCAGAGGGCCAAGAGGCCCCAGACUUUGGGAGCUCUGAGCCGCUGCGGCUGGCGCCGCAGGUGCACAUCAAAAGCAGCUACCACCGGAGAGCCAUCCACGGCGAGCUGAGGAACCAUCCUGUGUCACCUAGCCGCUCUCCAUGGGACGAGCGAUACCCGCAGUACUGGGUCAAGCUAGACGAGGAACCGGAAGGCUUGGAGGGCAAGCUUCAACAGGAGCAAAGCGAGCGAGCCGAAAGGUUUUACGACCGUCUGAGCGAGAGGCAGUGGUUGCCCAUUCACGACGCCAAGAGCCGUGUGCUGAAAGCCAUUGGCAAGAAUCGUGUCACCCUUGUCGCGGCCGACACGGGCUCAGGCAAGUCCACACAAGUUCCGCAGUACAUCCUGGAUGAAGCCAUCGCUCAAGGCUGGGGUGCCUCCUGCCACGUGGUGUGCACCCAGCCCCGGCGCCUGGCGGCGGUGUCCUUGGCCUCGAGGGUGGCUUGGGAGCGUGGCGAGCGUCCUUCCCAAGCCUCCUGCGGCUAUGUGGUGCGCUGGGAUGAGCGACCUCCCAGGCCAUGGGGCUCCAUUGUCUUCUGCACGGUGGGCUCCUUGCUGCCGCGGCUCUCGCGGCUCGGUGCCUCCCACAUCAUCGUGGAUGAGGCACACACCCGGGACAUCCACACUGAUCUGCUGCUCACGGUCCUUCUCGAGCUUUUGCGCAGCUCCUCGAGCCUGAAGGUGAUCGUCAUGUCCGCCACACUGGACGUCACAAAGUGGCAGCAGCACUUUGCAGACUUCGAUUGUGAGCUGGUUCAAGCGGGGGGCCGGCCCUACCAAGUCAGCACCUACUUCCUGGAGGACAUAGUGGAGCAGCUCCGGUGGUCGCCCCGCUGCGGGAACGAACAAGAACUCGCCGGGGUGUGGUCGGAAGUGGACUGCAACAGGGGCUUCAUGGACCCAGUUGGACGCUUCAGCCCAGCUACCCUGGAGACAGUGCGCUCCAUCCCAGAGAACCUGAUUUGCUUUCAGCUGAUCGCGGAUGUGUUGAAGUGGGUCGAUCGAUGGCCGACUUCCGGGGGCGUCUUGAUCUUCCUUCCCGGAUGGCACGAGAUCGCUGUUUGCAUGUCCCGGCUGCAGAAGGAUACAGCAUUGAGCAGCUACGAGUUUGUGCCUUUGCAUAGCACUGUCCCUCCUGCGGAGCAGUAUAAAGCCUUCCACCCGCCCAAGACAGGACGCAAGGUGAUUUUGAGCACUGACAUUGCCGAGACUUCAAUCACUAUCCCAGACAUCAUUUGCGUGAUUGACAGCGGCCUGGCGCGGGUCAAGAAGCAUGCGAACCUUGAGGUGGUGUGGGCCAGCCAGGCCAACCUGAUGCAGCGCGCGGGCCGCGCUGGCCGUGUGCAGAGCGGCAGCUGCGUGCACUUGUUCACGCGCACCCGCUUCUCCAUGCUGGAUCCAGAACCCACUCCAGAAAUGCAGCGGGUGUCUCUGGACGAGGCCGUGCUCUCCGUUUGCGAUCUGGGAUUGGACUAUUGCAGGAACUUGGAUGCGCAAGAUGUCGAAGAGUGGGGCUCCUGUGCCUACGUCAUGAGCUUCUUGAAGAAGGCGCCAGACCCGCCUCCGCCCAAGGACGUUCGGCACGCCUUUCGGGAACUCCAACACGUGGGCGCUCUCGACAAGAAUGGCUGGCUGACUCACCUGGGAGCCUUGCUGGUGAGGCUGCCUGUCUCUCCAGGCCUGGGCGCCGCCUUCUACCUGGCGUCGCUGUUGGGCUGCUCCCAUUCCGCCGCCCAGGUGGCGGCCACGCUGGAGGGCCGCGAGGUUUGGGCGCGCAGACCUUCGGAGGAGCAAGCCGCAGCCCUGAGCUUCUCAGAGGCUUCAGAUGGCAAGAGGUGGAGCGACGUCUUCGCGCUCGCAAAGGCACUAGGAGAGUUUGAGAUGCAGUACCCCAACAAGCAAGCCAGCUGGUGCAAGUGGAACGGCCUCAUCUACCCGGUGAUGCAGCAGCUGUCCAGUGCCCGAGAGCAGCUGAAGAGGACCGCUUGGGAGCUGGCGCGGUUCCAGGGCGAAGGUGGAAGUGAGGCGGUGAGCGACACGCUGGAGGAUGCAUGGCCGAUCCUUCAGACCAUGCUGACACUUGCAUAUGGCUGGAACCUCGGCAAGAUGGAGGGAGGCCGCCGUGUCAAUGCCGGCUGGUCCAAGCCGGCGCGGCUUGCCAAGAACUCUGUUCUGGUCGAUGACGAGCCGCCCUCUCCCUUCCUCACUUACGUGGAGCUGACAGCCAACGGUGGACGAAUCCUUCGUAGCAGCACCAUGGUGACCCCGCAGCAGCUGCUGUUCUGCGGGGGCCGCAGCGGCCUCUACUGGGCGAACGGGGCGGCGAUGUUGGAGAGCUGGCUGGAGGUCGAGGCCGACUUUGAGAGCGCUGCGCUGCUGGCGGCCUUGCGGGCCGCCACCAAGCUGGUGCUGCAGUCCGCGGCAGCGAUGUCUUUGGAGGAGAAGAUGUGGAGGGACAGUGACUGGAACUGGAGUUCAGAGAAAGAGAUGCGCUAUGAGCAGAUCCAGAAGUGGCGGCGCUGCAUCUCGCAGGUGGCGUGCCUGCUGCUCCCAGAGAAGAUCUCCGUUUGGGACAUGCCAUCACGGCCCUUGCCGAUGGAUGUGACCCCAGUGCAUAGCUGGGCUUUGGCAGUUCCAACAGCGCCUCUGACUUUUGUGCAGACUCCUGCAUACCAAUCAGCUGAGACGGAGCUGCCAAUUCAAAUGCCGAUGCAACCUGCCGGCUGGACAGCUCAGAGCUCAGAUUGCGCGCAAAUUCCGGCCGGUUCGCUGCAACCAGCUCUACACUGCUGUCCAGCUGGCCAAACGCCCCAGAAUCAGAACCCGCAGCAGAUGCUGCAACUGUCCCAGACGCCGCAGAACCAGAUGCUGCAACUGUCUCAGAUGCCGCAGAACCAGAUGCUGCAACUGUCCCAGGCGCAGACAUCGCAGGCGCUGCAGAUGCCACAGACAUCGCAGACGUUGCACACCUCGCAGACGCGGCAGCAAUGGCAGGUGCUGAAAAUGCCGCAGAUGGGAUGGGAUCUGCCGCACGGACCUGCUCCUGAUGCGACCCAUUCCACCCUAGGCAACACUGUGCCCCAGGGAGCAUGGUCUUCACAGUCAGCGAAUUGGUCGUGGAGCACAGCUUUGCCACGAGCGCCUCACUGACCGCGGAUUCCAAUCGCUGAUGGCCUCUGGAAAUCCGAGGUUGGUUGAGGCCACAUUGGCC